UUUGGGUCUAAUGGUCUAUCAAAAUAUAACAACUUACAACCAUUUUAGCGAAUGUUCGUUUUCUUAAAUUGGUAUUUUUGUUUGUAAGCUGAUUUUGUAGAAAUAGAAAUAGAUACAGUUUUUUAUAUUCAUUUUUCACGCGAAUCCGACUCCCGCAACCAUUGUCGUCGUCCAUUUUUAUCCACAUGGUCAAUAAUUAUAGAUAUUUGUGGUCUUAAUUCGGUGUUACAAAAAACAGAACGGUAGUAUUCGGUUUCAACAACGCGAGAUAAUAAUAUGAAGUUCAUAAAAGGAAAGAAACCCCAAAAUGGCCAGGACCGUGGAGGGUAAAUUAAAUUUAUUUGUGUAAAAUAUUUCUUGUCUUACGUUUUAGAGUUUUGCAAUCGGGUCCUCGUAAUCGUUUACGCGUAGCAGCAGCCAACAAAGCUACCAAGGUGAAGCGUUUAAGAGCCAUUCAAAAGCAGUCUGCUAAUGGUAAACAUCACAAUAAAAAUAUGAUGUCAAAGAACAAUACUAGAGUAGCAAUGAAUGUGGUUGAUGCUCGUGUUAAACUCUUGCAAAAGGCUUUAGAAAAACCAACAGUGAUGGUAGAUGCUAGACAAAAGUUAACAAAACAAAUAGAUGCUCGUGAAAAAAUCCGGGAACGUCGUUUACAUUCAACAUCAUAUGAUCCAAUACAAAAUAUGGGCACCUCAAGAGGCCAUUCUAAUAACUUAGGCCGUGUAAAAAUUGAUAGUCGUGGUAUUCUUACUGUCAAAUCGAUUUUGGAUGAAAGAGCUUCUUCACAUCAUUCUGGUUUUAGAGACAGAAGAUCUGACAGACUGCCUUCUGUAAAUAAAGGACAUUUUGACGUCAUAGAAAAAAGACGUAGUAGUAACACUUUCAAUUCAGAACUUAAUACAUUUAGAAGUGACAGACCUAUUGAAGACAUUAGACCAGUAAGACGAGAUAUGAGAAUACCAAGACGUCCAAUACCAAACACACAGUCCAUAAGACGACCAUCUGAGCGUCCUACAAGACCAAUGAGAGUUAAUGAUAAACCUUAUAAUAGACCUAUGGCAAUGGAUUAUGAGGAUUCAAUGGAAUGGGAAGAUACAAAUAGAUACUCUCCUGCACCAGUGAUGAGACGAAAUGUCGGAAACACAAUGUUCAAUCAUGAUGGAUAUCAUGAUGAUUUAUCAGAUAGAAAUUCAAGAAACCAUAGAGGAUUGAGUGAAACAUUACGUUCAAGAUUGGACUCACAUCAAGUGGCCUUAGCAAAGCGUUCACGACCCAUUGGUCAUAAAAUAAUUAUUUCUAACUUAGAACCAUCUGUGACGUGUGAAGAUAUAAGAGAACUUUUUGCAGACAUAGGAGAUUUGUUAGAGUCUAAAGUUAUUCGACCUGGUGUUGCUGAAGUUGUUUACAAUCGUCGAGCUGAUGCUAUCCAAGCAGUAGAUGUAUAUCACAACCGACAGUUGGAUGGCAGGCCUAUGAAAUGUGACAUGGUGAGGAAUGCUGGUUCUAACAGUGGGCCAAUAUCUGUAUCUGGAACAAGUCGUAGAAUGCCUACACGUGGUGCUGAUUUGUAUAAACCAUCAGAGUAUGUCACUUAUGACAUAGAUGCCGUACAUACUGCAUUGUUUAAUAAAUAAGUAUUUGUCUAUCCCAACAAUAAUGUAUGGAGUUUACUUGAUUCAUAUUCCAUAUUUUCUGAUCAACAAUAUUAUAAUUCACGUUUCCCGAAAAUACUUAUACAUAUUAUAUCUAUUUUCGAAUUAUAUACAUUAUAAAUUAAAUGUUAACUAUUUAAACUUCAGCAUAAUAUACAAUGUUUUAAUAAAUUAUGUUUUGGGGGUAAUAAAUACUUUUAUUAUUGACUAUUGUAAGUAUAAAAAACUAUUGAUUAUCCAACAGUUAAUUUGAGAUACUUGAGGUAUAGUAGAUAAAUAAAUGUAUUGUUUUUAUUUUGAAAUAAUAAAUGUACACUAAUUGGUUUUUUUUAAUUAUGGCUGUAACACCUUAAGAGUAAAUGUUAGCCAUCACGGUAUUGUAAAAUGUUUAUACAUAUACAAAUAUCAAGCUUAUGGAUUAUUAUUUAAGUUCAAAUAUUUAUUUAAUUUUUUCUAUCUAUUUACAAUCUAUAGGAUUAAAGAAAAAAUUAAUUUUUUGAUUUUUAAAAGUCAGUCGUAUAAUUUAGAAUUAGACAAAAAGAAUUCAUGUUAAGCUAACAUUUUUUGUGUAAUAAUAUAAUUAAAUUGUUUGUAAAAUAAAUGUUUCUUAUGUAUUUUUAUAAAAAUAUAUAUGUUUUAAGAUAAAUUUAACGAGUGAGUAAUAAAAUACUUUUAUUUGAUGAA
Messenger RNA from Aphis gossypii (cotton aphid), 2336 nucleotides. RefSeq lists its product as uncharacterized. NCBI's taxonomy places the organism in Eukaryota, Metazoa, Arthropoda, Insecta, Hemiptera, Aphididae. The record is from RefSeq and is a predicted model, not a curated record. Gene Ontology annotation, cellular component: nucleus. Bases 495 to 1634 code for a protein of 379 amino acids. Gene Ontology annotation, molecular function: mRNA binding. The transcript has 8 exons. Gene Ontology annotation, biological process: mRNA export from nucleus.